Molecule: messenger RNA, 903 nt
Organism: Scheffersomyces stipitis CBS 6054
Lineage: Eukaryota; Fungi; Ascomycota; Pichiomycetes; Serinales; Debaryomycetaceae
Exons: 1
Coding region: 1-903 (300 amino acids)
Source: RefSeq, a predicted model, not a curated record
AUGCCUACGUCUAUCAGCAUCCUCCAGGAGGCUGCUUCACGGCUCUAUCCUGCUAUUAUCACAGAAUUGUCCAGUCAAUCGACAAAAAAGUACAGAAAUGAUAAGCUCUCCUUCUCAGAUCUCACUGCAUGGAGAAAUGAAGAAUUACCCCAGAAAUUGAAGCUGUUGUAUGAUGACAAGAAGGAAGCUUAUCUUACAAAAGACGAGCUUAGACUUCUUCUUGACUGGAAACUAGCCAAUGGAAAGUUUCGUCCAACGUUGCCUAAGUUAAUCGAUUCCAACGAUGCGAACGAUGUAGAAUUGAUUACCAAAGAUGGUCUUGGUAUACUUCUCGAUUUCGUUGCUGAUAAAGAUGCAAGUUUCUGGAAAGAAGUUGAUGAACAAGAUUUGCAGAAUUAUACUACUGUUGUGAAGAAAUCGCUCAAGAAACUAUGUGAAUUGAGAGGUGUGGGCCCUGCAACUGGGAGUCUCAUAUUGUCUUUAGUUACGAAGAUUGCUCCCCACUUCACUCCUCCGUUCUUUAGUGAUGAAAGUUUUCUCUACUACGUGGUUGAUUCCAUUCGUCCAGGCACUAAAAUCAAAUAUAACGUCAAAGAGUACUUUGAAGAGCUUUUGCCAGUGUAUUACGGGAUUGUUUCUUUACACCCAGAACUCACUUUCGAUACGCUUGAAAAGGGUGCUUGGUCGUUGAAAUCGUAUGCUCUUCUAAGAAUAGAUAAACUAAUCAAUGUCAAACUUCCUUUUGAAACCACGGAAGAUGAUCUCCAGAAGUUUAGUGAGGAAAGCACUGGUGUGUUGAAGAAAGAGCCAAAGAGAGAGCCAAAGGAAGUAGCGGCCAUUAAGAGAAAGGCUGAAGCUGAAUCAAACCCACCAACAAAGAGAACUAAAAGGACUACUAAAUAA